AACCAAUGGAGGCCUAGGGGUGGAGGGCAGCAGGGGUUAGAGGUUAGGAAGCGGUGAGGUGAGUCGGAGAGCACGUGAGCCUCAGCCACUUCCCCCAGCUCCUUUAUCUCUAGUCGAUAGUGUCUAGGGGGACGGCCCGGGGCUCAGUGUCUGGCCAUGGAGUUACGGUGUCCGGACUCCACGCCGUCUCACAACAAGCAAGUAAACUCUGCCUCUACCCUAAGCCCUGAGCCACCGCGACCUGGGGACCAGAUCCCGAACCGUGCCGGGGGAAACAGUGCCUCCACCGCCAAGCGGACUCCGCUCACUGGGCAUGCCCAUUCUAGCGUACCGGCCAAGUGGGACCCUCGGGCCUGCGACGACGCCAGCCUCAACUCCGAGAGCGACGGUGGAGGUGGCAACUUUGACCUACUGGCCGGCUAUCACCUGUUAGGGGACUGCGUACUCUCCCAGCAAAUCGGGGCGCAGCUUAAGUUACUGCCUAUGAAUGAUCAGAUCCGGGAGCUGCAGACCAUCAUCCGGGACAAGACAGCCAGUAGAGGAGACUUCAUGUUUUCUGCGGAUCGUUUGAUCAGACUUGUUGUGGAAGAGGGAUUGAAUCAGCUGCCAUAUAAAGAAUGCAUAGUGACCACUCCAACAGGGUACAAGUAUGAAGGAGUAAGAUUUGAGAAGGGAAAUUGUGGAGUCAGCAUAAUGAGAAGCGGUGAGGCAAUGGAACAAGGUUUACGAGACUGCUGUCGAUCCAUACGAAUCGGAAAGAUCCUGAUUCAGAGUGAUGAGGAGACACAAAGAGCCAAAGUAUAUUAUGCCAAGUUCCCCCCAGACAUUUACAGGAGAAAAGUACUUCUGAUGUAUCCAAUUCUCAGCACUGGAAAUACUGUAAUUGAAGCUGUAAAGGUUCUUAUAGAACAUGGAGUUCAACCCAGUGUUAUUAUCCUACUCAGUCUGUUCUCCACUCCUCAUGGUGCCAAAUCAAUCAUUCAAGAAUUUCCAGAGAUCACAAUUUUAACUACUGAAGUUCAUUCUGUUGCACCUACACAUUUUGGACAGGAAUACUUUGGAACAGACUAAGUUACUGAUGUAAAUUUAAUUACUUUACUACAGUUAUAUUUUGAGUUUCUACCUGUCUUACUAAUUUACUUGAGGAAUGGCAGAGAAAAUUGUAGCAGAGUAAUUGUUAAAGGUGGCUUGGUGAUUUUGGGAAGUGGGUAUAGUAAAAAGGAAAUAUUUGAGGUUUAUUUGUUUUAUUUGGUUAUUUCUUGACUGUUGGCACCAAAUUCAACAAUGAAGCACACACAAGUUCUUAGAAAAUAUUUUAAUGUUCCUAUGCAAAUUCCUGAUCCCUGAGUGCAUUGAAACUGUUCCCUAAUUUAUGAGCCACUCAGUUUGGAGGUUGUUUGCAGCCACAAAUAAAACCCAAAUCAGAGUCACUUCCUUGGCUCACUGCAUUUUGUAUUUUGUUUUGUUUGCUUUUAGUUCUAGGGAGAUUUCAUGUAUGUGCUUAUUGUCACCUUCCUCUUCUCUUUACUUCCCAGUACUAUACAUGCUGAUUACUUGGAGAGGAUGAAAAAAGAAUGCCUCCUGAACUUUCACAUUUCCAUUAAUAUCCUCAUUCAUUGGACAUAUCUAGGGUACAUGAUUAGCCCUUCAGUCAAGCCACUAUGUUCUUCAUGGCUCAUUUCCUAUCCUGUGCAUUGCUGGUAGGUGCCUUGCCACAUUUAAUGCAGUGAAGAUGGUGGGGCAUUUCCAGCAACUGGAACUAUAAUAUGAAUUUGCAUAGAUUGAACUUGGGUUGUCUCAUCACUGCCAAGGAGGACUAAGUACUUUUAAUGACCUCAAUGCCCUAGAAAGGAAUUGGUGUUGGUUUUUCUGAGGUAUGGGUGGAAAGGACAGUUUCUUGCUGGGUUUUAUGGUCAGUAACUAAAUUAAAAUGUCUCAUUUUUAAUUUGGAUAUUUCCACUAGAGGCCUUUGAUUUGAAAAUUAGUUACUUUGCAUGUUUAUCAACUGUAAACAUACUAAAAUGAGAAAAAGUACCAUGACAUUUAAAAAAUUUCUAUGAUUUAUGUUUUCAUAUUUAGGCUUCUGAAAGGAAGAGAAACCAUUGUAGAAGUCAGUAUUUGUGUUCUGAAACUUGUUUGUAAAACCAUUAUCUCAUUUUACAUUGAUAUUAAAGCAUUUUAACAGUG
Molecule: messenger RNA, 2187 nt
Organism: Manis pentadactyla (Chinese pangolin)
Lineage: Eukaryota; Metazoa; Chordata; Mammalia; Pholidota; Manidae
Gene: UPRT
Product: uracil phosphoribosyltransferase homolog
Exons: 7
Coding region: 157-1071 (304 amino acids)
Source: RefSeq, a predicted model, not a curated record